AUGAGUGCCUCCGCCUCCUCCUCCAGCGAGACGACGCGCUACCCGCACGACCGCUUCCUCACCACGAGCGUGUCGCCCGACUCCUUCUGGGGCCGCUGGCGCGAUGCCGUGCGCGAGGUCAGCCUGCCCGUGCAGCUCAAGCUGCUGAAGGACACGGGCCGCUACGACUGCUUCGACCUCAAGCCGAUCCCCUACUACAAGAAGCCGAUGGACGUGUGGCCCGUGCCACAACAUCUGUUUUGGGAGUCGGACUGCGCAAAGAUCAUCGAGGCGCUGGCGUACCUGCAGCCCGAGUACCCGGACAAGGAGCAGCGCGGCCACAUCGACCACCUGGUCGACCUCAUCGAGAAGGCACAGCAGCCCGACGGCUACCUCAACGUGCACUUUGUCGUCAACGAGCCCGAGAAGCGCUGGAGCAAUCUGCGCGACCUGCACGAGCUGUACAACGGCGGCCACCUGAUCGAGGCGGCGCUGGCACACCACAAGCUCACUGACUCGGAUCAGUUCCUCAACGUCAUGCUCCGCUUCGUCAAGUACGUCGCCUCCGUCUUCGGCCCCGAGUCGGAGGGCAAGACGCCCGGCUACCCGGGACACCCGGAGAUCGAGCUGGCGCUCAUGCGCCUCUACCACCGCACGGGCGACAAGACGAGCCUCGACCUGGCGCGCUACUUCAUCACCGAGCGCGGCCGCGACGGUGGCAAGUACUACGUCGACGAGCAGGCGCGGCGCGGCGAGCACCCGCAGCUGGCGCCGGCGAUGAUGCCCAAGAAGGGCUCUUACUGGUACAUGCAGGCCCAGAGCCUCAUCAAGGACCAGCAAGAGAUCGAGGGCCACUCGGUGCGCGCCAUGUACCUGCUCACCGCCGUCGCCGACUUUGCCGAGACGUGCGAGUCGGCGGGCGUCUCGGACGCCGAGGCGGCGCCGCUCAAGGAGGCCGUGUACCGCCUCUGGGACAACAUGGUCAGCAGCAAGAUGUACGUCACUGGCGGCAUCGGCAGCAUCAAGCAGUGGGAGGGGUUCGCCAUUCCGCACUUUCUGCCCCAGGGCACCGACGAGGGCGGCUGCUACGCCGAGACGUGCGCGGCCAUCGGCAUCAUUAUGCUCUCCGAGCGCAUGCUCGCGCUGCAGCUCGACUCGCACGUCGCCGACGUCGCCGAGCGUGCGCUGUACAACGCCAGUGUCACGACGGGCAUGUCCGUCGACGGCAAGUCGUUCACCUAUGAGAACCAGCUGGCGAGCUGCGACAAGGACCUGUGCAACCGGCACGAGUGGUUCGAAUGCGCCUGCUGCCCGCCCAACGUGCUGCGCACGCUCGGCGUCAUCGGCGGCUUCUUCUGGUCGGCGCUCGACCAGAAGAGCGUCGCCAUCCACCACUACUUUGACGGCACGAUCACGCACGGCGACCUCAAGGUGACGCUCAAGACCAACUACCCGUGGAGCGGCAAGGUGCAAUUCGACGUCAAGGCGUCGGCCGGGCAGAAGGUGCUGGUGCGCAUCCCCGACUGGGCCGGCGACGAGUACACCUCCUCGCCGCAGGUGCAGCGCGCCGGCAACGGCUACGUCGAGCUCGGCGCCGGCGAGACGACGCUGGAGCUGCCGCUCAAGCCGCGCUUCUCCUUCUCGCACCCGCACACGGGACAGGACCUCGUCACGCUGCACUACGGCCCGCUCGUGUACUGUCUCGAGGACACGGACAACGCGUGGGUGCAGAACCACUUCAAGGACCUCACCAUCUCGGCCAGCUACGACCUCUCGGCCGCCACGGAGGAGGUGCGCGACGGCGUCACAUACCUGCGUCUGCCCAAGGCCGGCUACCACCGCGAGCCCGUCGCGUACGUGCCCGCCGUGCGCAGCGGCGCCUCGCAGAAGAACGGCGCCUCGUACGCCCGCGUCACCGCAACGAUGGGCGGCAUGUCGCCGGUGCCGCAGUACGUCGAGAAGGAGGGCGAGGGCAAGGACUUGCUCUUCAUUCCCUACUACUUCAGGGCGAACCGCGAGCGCAAGCAGAGCGUACACAUGCGCACGUCGCUCCGGCGCAAGAUCUAA
Molecule: messenger RNA, 2046 nt
Organism: Tilletiopsis washingtonensis
Lineage: Eukaryota; Fungi; Basidiomycota; Exobasidiomycetes; Entylomatales
Product: DUF1680-domain-containing protein
Exons: 6
Coding region: 1-2046 (681 amino acids)
Biological process (GO): carbohydrate metabolic process
Source: RefSeq, a predicted model, not a curated record